This is a messenger RNA of Cornus florida, 707 nucleotides long. RefSeq names its product protein PROLINE CONTENT ALTERNATIVE 22. The coding region runs from base 117 to 506 and encodes 129 amino acids. NCBI's taxonomy places the organism in Eukaryota, Viridiplantae, Streptophyta, Magnoliopsida, Cornales, Cornaceae. The record is from RefSeq and is a predicted model, not a curated record. The transcript is spliced from 2 exons.
GUAAUACCUAUGAUUCAAAAUCUUCCGGGAAAGUACGUACUUUAGCAAAAUAAUUCUAUUCUUCCAAUCUCUCGCACAAACAGACAUAGAGAGAGAUUGAAAUUGGCAAAGUAAGGAUGAAGAAUGGAUAUGCAUCUCCAUCAUCAUCUCCUCCGACACCUCCAUCCCCUCUUCCAAUUAGUGUAGGACCCGGCCACCAGAAGUAUUCCUUCUCCUCGUCUCCGUCGCCAUCGCCGCCUUUCUCGCCGCCUCCAUCCAGCCACACAUCGGCGGAGAACAUCCCACUUCUAGAUCACAACUUGCCCAUUGAUCCACCCAGAGAGCAGCCAUCGGCAUUUUCAUUGGAUCGUCAAGACCCUGAUCAAUUGGAACCCAAAAACUCAUGCCUAAAAAACUUGUUGGAAUGGUUGGUUCUAAGAUGCUGCAGUUGUAACACUUGGUCUGUGAAUCUUCCAUCCAAUCCCAUAAAGAAGCAGACAAUUACUGACAGCCAAAACUUCUUAUAAAAUGGUCACAUGUUUUGGGUCAUUGACUCACAACACUAUACUAAUACAUCACACACGCCAUCAAUUCAUAAACUAUUUCCAUCAUUUAUUUUUUGUGUUGAUUGUAAAUCAAUUAACGUGAUUAAUUGCCUUGUACGAUAAUCAAUUGCUGUAACUCAGAAUUUUUCUUUCAGAUUCAAGUUUCACUUUUCUCUAUGUCAA